Molecule: messenger RNA, 826 nt
Organism: Aphis gossypii (cotton aphid)
Lineage: Eukaryota; Metazoa; Arthropoda; Insecta; Hemiptera; Aphididae
Product: RNA-binding protein PNO1-like
Exons: 2
Coding region: 157-759 (200 amino acids)
Cellular component (GO): nucleolus
Molecular function (GO): RNA binding
Source: RefSeq, a predicted model, not a curated record
AUUAUCAUUUAUCCUUACCUGCACGCCAGGCACGUGUGGUUCAUCAGAAUCUAUCUAAUAGGUUUUAUUUUUUAUACCUAUGCCAUUUCUUCGUGUUAGAUUAACUAAACAUUUUUAAUACUUUUUUGCACAAGAACCCUCAAAUUUCAGUACGCCAUGUCAACUCACAACAGACCUUUGAGAAAAAUUCAGUCCACCAAGUCCACCUCCGACAACCGGGAGGUCCGCAAAGUUCCUGUGCCCUCACAUCGGCUCACACCGCUCAAAGAACAUUGGUUAAAGAUUUACACACCUGUCGUCGAACACCUUAGGCUAGAUAUCAGAUUCAAUGUCAAAUCCAGAAACGUUGAAAUCAGAAAUCCCGUCCCCGAUGACGAGAUCGGCUCGCAACACUUGCAAAAAGCUGCAGACUUUGUCAAGGCGUUUGUCUACGGGUUUGAAGUGGAAGAUGCGCUAGCAUUAAUAAGACUGGACAAUUUGUUUGUUGAAUCUUUUGAAGUUAAAGAUGUAAAAACAUUAAAAGGAGAUCAUUUAUCACGUGCUAUUGGAAGAUUGGCUGGAAAAGGAGGACGAACAAAGUUUACCAUUGAAAAUGUUACAAAAACUAGAAUAGUGUUGGCAGACUCAAAAAUUCACAUAUUAGGAUCAUUUCAAAAUAUUCAGGUAGCCAUGAGAGCUAUUUGUAAUCUAAUUCUUGGGUCUCCACCUUCUAAAGUUUAUGGACAAUUACAACAACUCUCCAAGAGUAAAGUUCUAUAAAAUUGUGUAUUUUAGUAUUAAAUUAAAAAUGUUAUUUACUAUUAAUAAAUAAUUACAAUUUAUACAA